AGCUAAGGGGAACCAAUUCGCAAAGGAUCACAGUGCUAAAGCCAUGGAUAAAACAAGAGCAGAUCUUCAUUCAAGAAUCAUAGUCACCAUUCAAUCAGUUGAUUCCAUUUCAAAGCGCAUCCAGAGACGAAGAGCUCCAGUCACAGAUCUUAAGAGGCUUUCAAUGGUUGACUGGCUUCACAACGGUGUGUUUGCUCUAAAGCUGCCACCAAGCUCGGUUUAAAACUAUAUGACUUGGUUCAUAAUCUCCAAGAACUAAACCAAAUGUAUGGCGUGAGAAUGUUUCACCUUUUAGUAAUGUUAUUCAGUACCUUUUGUAGUAUUCUCAAGCUUCAGUUCAUUCUAUAAUAAUAAUUCUGGUCGUUAGGAGCAGUAAAGCCUAAGACUUUACAAAUUACAAAAUGCUGCUGGACUUAGAAAAUUAAAAAAAAAACGAACUGGCAAAAAACUCUUAGAAGGGAUCACCACGCGCCUCACUCGAAGAAGGAUGAUGUUUAGUUGUGUCUGGAAAUGCUUACGAAACACGCAGCUGAGUUUACUACACUUGUUCCCGAAGCAAGCUACAACUCUGGGGACUACCCACCUCCUCCUCCUAACUUUCUCACCUUCUUCAAUUAUUUUUAUUCAUUUAUUAUCGAUUUAUUUUCUUUUCUUUUGAUUUUUAAAAUAGAAAAGAAUAAAUUAUCUCUCUCUAUUCGUGGUCACUGAACUAAAGUCUCAUCACCGAUGCUCUUAACCCUCUAAGAGAGAUUGCACAUGGGAAGCAGCUUUAGCUAAUCCUGUCCUUGAAACCAUCCACGGAAGGUGUGUUUUUGAGUUUUGGUUGUGGACAUCAUGGGAAAGCCUGCAAGGUGGUUAAAAAGUGUACUACUUGGAAAGAAAUCAUCUAAAUCUAGUGGUUCGAAAGACAAAGAGAGAGUUGUGAAUGGAAAAGAGGUAGUGGUUGUUUCCAAGAUUGAAGAAUCCGAUGUGGUUUCGGAUCUUCCAUUCUUUGGUAAUGCAACAGUUUCCACCAGCGCUGUGGUAGAGGAGACACAGAAUAUAGAACGUGAAUUGGUUUCAGACGACGAGAUACAACUUCCUGAGGUCCAAGUCCAGCCAACAGAAUCUCCAAAUGCUGCUUCUGUUGUUAUUCCUGAUGAUUUGCUAUCAGAUUCAGACAAAAUUCAGCAAGAGAUUGCAGCAACAACUCUGCAGGCUGCCUUUAGAGGCUACUUGGCUCGACGUGCCUUCUGGGCAUUAAAAGGUAUAAUAAGGCUACAGGCACUUAUCCGCGGACACAUGGUUAGGAGGCAAGCUGUUGCCACUCUGUGCUGUGUUAUGGGAAUUGUCAGAUUGCAAGCACUUGCUCGUGGAAAAGAGAUCAGACGUUCUGACAUUGGUGUUGAAGUUCACAGGAGAUGCUUGGAGAAUAAACUCCCUGAAGACUCUGUUGUUGAAACACAUACUUACCUUGGAAUCAAGAAGCUAACUGCAAAUGCUUUUGCUCAGAAGCUUCUAGCUUCAUCUCCAAACGUGAUGCCUGUGCACUUAGACAAUGAUUCUUCUUCCAACUCUAUCUGGUUAGAGAACUGGUCAGCCUCUUGCUUCUGGAAACCAGUUCCUCAACCGAAGAAAACAUCAGUCAGGAAAACUCAGAAGAAGUUCGAAGGGGACUUUGCUAAACAAAAGAAGAGUGUUCGCAAAGUCCCUGCUCCCAAUCUCGACAGUCCCUCCGCUGCUGCACAGACAUCAUUUGAGUUUGAGAAACCAAAACGCAGCAGCUUCCGCAAAUUUUCAACAAGCCAAUCUGUGGAGCUACCACCACUAGAAGAGCCUCCUCAAGUUGAUCUAGAGAAGGUGAAACGUGGCUUGAGGAAAGUGCAUAACCCUGUAGUUGAGAACUCUAUCCAACCUCAACCAUCUCCAGAGAAGGAGAUUGAGAAGCCAACUCUGGCUUUGAAAGAACCUGUGACUGUGAGUGCCUUUGAUGAAGAGGAAAAGGAGACUGUGGUGGAGAUAAUACACACUCAUGGACCAUUGGAAACCAAUGAAGCACCACCUGAUUCUCCAUUGGUGAACCAAAUCGAAGAGAGCCAAGAGAAUGUGAUGGUUGAGGAGAAGGAGGAUGUGAAAGAAGAGAGAACUCCUAAACAAAAGAACUCAGCUGGGAAGGAGAAUAAAAAAUCAGUGAAGAAGGAUUCUCCGGUUACUGCUACUACUACUACUACUCAAGCUGCUGAGUGUCAAGAGAGUAGUGCCCCGGGACUACCAAGCUAUAUGCAAGCGACUAAAUCCGCAAAAGCAAAGCUGAGGCUGCAACAAGGCUCUUCUUCCCCUAAGCAACAAGGGGCUGAGAAAGCCACUAGACGUUACUCACUACCGUCUUCAGGUAACAAUGCAAGGGUCACUUCUGAUUCUCCUAAGACAACAAGAGUCUCAAACUCUGGUGGCAAAACCGGGAAGAAGACCGAGAAACCUUUGGCCAGAGAAGGCAACGGGAAGACAACUCAGGUAGAGUGGAAGAGAUGAGCGAUCAUCUGGUAUAAAAAGAGGUCUCUAAUGUUUUCCCACUCUACAGAUAUGUUACCAUCUAUCUAUAUAGUUAGAGUAUGUAAUUUGUGUUUGUGUUUGUGUUGAGAAUGUACAUCAUCGGUUUGUUUUUUUUGUGUGUGGCAAGUUCAUUUUCUGUUUUCAUGCUACAUUCCUUCUAUUGUUACCUUGAAAAUCAACUUUGGAUGUUUAUGAUAUAUGUAUUCUCAACUCUUAAAAUGAAUAAUAUAUCUAUGAAUUUAAA
Messenger RNA from Brassica napus (rape), 2776 nucleotides. Its product is annotated as protein IQ-DOMAIN 30. The coding region runs from base 835 to 2511 and encodes 558 amino acids. NCBI's taxonomy places the organism in Eukaryota, Viridiplantae, Streptophyta, Magnoliopsida, Brassicales, Brassicaceae. The transcript has 7 exons. Gene Ontology annotation, molecular function: protein binding. The record is from RefSeq and is a predicted model, not a curated record.